Messenger RNA from Hydatigera taeniaeformis, 1485 nucleotides. NCBI's taxonomy places the organism in Eukaryota, Metazoa, Platyhelminthes, Cestoda, Cyclophyllidea, Taeniidae. The record is from the annotation of a GenBank genome assembly.
AUGCUAAGGCAUGACAAUUCCCACAUGAACGUGCUUCUAAAUGAGAUCUACCUGGUGCAACAGAAAAUGACGCCUUUAGAGAUCACCACUAACGAGGAGGCCGAAGGCGAUUCUGCUGAAGCCGAUCCAUGUGAAAACAGCCCUGUCAUCUUAGAUACCAUCACUGAAGAGGAAGAAGAAGAUCCAUCUUCGAGAUCUUUUGAUACCAGUGAAAAUAUUACUGUACAGCAUCAAUAUUCACCGGUCGAACGAUCUAACUCUGAAACAGAUCUGCUUGAAGCGCACUACAUCACUGGAGCUUCAUAUGGCACAGAAUGGUACGUUGGUGAAACAAAUUUGGACUACAAUGAACUGCGCGAUCAUGCAACCACCUGUGGGACUCUUAGCAUGCCUUUUGCUCUUGAACAAGUCCAAACAGAUACAUCCUUUCUGGUGAAGCAGGAGGAGAUAGAAUUUUGUGCGCCUCAACUGCCUUCUAAAACUUAUAACUACUCUUCGUACCACUUUAACAUGAAUAUGAAGGAUAGCGGAUCCAAAAGUCUGCCAUCAGUAGCUCCGCCAUCUGGUGCCUUUCUACUACGGCACACUAUGUCGUCGAGCGAUGCUUGUGCAAUUGAUGAAAACUGCAGCUUAGCCAACUCCAAAGCACUGUCACCGACUCGGACUCAAUUGAACGAUGUUGCCGAAUGGGCUCUCUCGUCACCAGGAGUAACUACAAUAAUGGAAAACCAGUAUGCUGAUUUGAACCCUCGGAGAGUGCCUUUUCCACUCACUACGGAGGUUACCUGUUCUAAGGACACUAAAAAGGAUAGUGACGAUAAGUGUGAUGAGGAAAAACUCGAGAAUGCAAAUGCAAAAAGCAAAAUGAAACGCUCACCUGCAGUGGAGGGCGUUAGUGUGUUGCUUGAGCGAACUUCCACUUCCCUGUCGGAUUUCGCGUCAGGUCCAGUGGAACUGGUGAGGAACGAAAACCCUGCGGAUGCAGGGUCAAUUUCAACCUCGGAGAGCUUAUCUUCAUCGCUGUUGAGUCUCAGUCGGCGGUACUUGGAUAGCUCACCGAUGGCAUCACGGCCGGUAUACGAUUAUGGUACAGACGAGACGCUGUUGGAAAUAUUUAUGACGCCCGCUCUAAAUGGGAUGGAGAGUAAUGGUGAGAAGAUUGUAGACAUCCCCCCAAGCUGUGCUGGAUCCACAAACCAGCUCUCAAAACAGGUGGUAAAAGCAUUACCAUUCAGCGAUUCAGAAAUGGGUCUCGUUUGGCGUGAUACGUGUCAGGAGAAUUCCGGAAAAGUGUCUACUGCUGGCAAUCAUAGCAGACUGUUCGAAGAUGACUCAGAUUUACCCUUUAUCGACACUGAGGAAUCGUAUUCUGAGGCAUGGUACAUCACGGCAAGCCAACAGUUCUCCUGGCUCGACAGGGCACAAUUGGCAGAUCUAGAUGAGAUAACCCUGUACUGCGGUAAGCUUACAAAUUACUAUGUGUAA